AUGAUUAAAUAUUGUGAGUACACGGCGUCGACUGUUACUAUGGUUCGAGAUCAUCUAGUGUUUGGAAUAAGAGAUGCUAAAGUUCAGGGCCAACUUUUGUGCAUAGAUGUCGAAAUGUUGACGCUUGAGAAGGCCUUGUCUCACUACCUUUCAGCUGAAGUAACUAAGGCCCGGCUAAAGGAAAUAAGAAGCCCGUCGGCAGAAAAGGAAGUUCUGUUCGUGUCAACUGAUCCCUUUAACUGCUCAAGGUGUUGUACUAAACAUCUUCCAAGACAAUGCCCUAACUCCUGAUGGAAGAAAUCAUUUGGCGAAAAUGUGCAGCCAGCGCAGCAGGAAGAUACACACAGUUGUCCCUUUGCCAUGCACAGAUUUUGAACUUUUUGCUGGACGGUUGGAGGUAGAUUUGUUGGAAACCGAGGCCUGGUACAGUAAAAUGGAAGUUGCUGGAGAUAUUAUUAACUUUAAGUUGGACACCGGAUCG
Molecule: messenger RNA, 481 nt
Organism: Porites lobata
Lineage: Eukaryota; Metazoa; Cnidaria; Anthozoa; Scleractinia; Poritidae
Source: the annotation of a GenBank genome assembly